Messenger RNA from Schistocerca gregaria, 1913 nucleotides. RefSeq lists its product as uncharacterized. Bases 123 to 1613 code for a protein of 496 amino acids. NCBI's taxonomy places the organism in Eukaryota, Metazoa, Arthropoda, Insecta, Orthoptera, Acrididae. The transcript has 6 exons. The record is from RefSeq and is a predicted model, not a curated record.
ACGGGUGAGUGUCAACACGAGCAGCCAGACGGGGCCAGUGGUCGAGCAGCGGUGCAACGCGCAGAGGAAGGGACGCCUUCCUGUCAGCGCCGACGCAGUGGGGAGCGCCUGAAGAGCUGGCGAUGGCUGCACUACAACAGGCGCCGGAGCAGCAGCAGCAGCAGCCGCGGCUGCACGUGGAGGUGUGCGUGGAGCUGGCAGCGCGGGCCGCGGAGACGCGCUCGCCCGGGGGCUCCCGGAAGGCUGCGGCCACCGCGACGACCACCAUCGAGGUAGAAGAGUGUGGGGAGGCGCAGGAGGAAGCGGAGGCGGCGUCCGACCCGGCGGAGGCGGUGCAGAAUCCAGUGGCCCAGCCCAGAACCCUCAACUGGGUGAUAGCGGACGGGCGGCGCGCCCUGCUCGAGACGGAGCCGGCCAAGAGCAAUCUGGCCAGGACGCACACUCUGCAGGGAAUCGCGGAGCGCAUGCGCGAGCGCGUCACCGCAGAGGCACACCAGCUGCUCAGGCUGCAGGGGGAGGUGGAGUCUGCGACGGGGGCGAGCGCACUGGACGCGGUGCGGCUGUGGCUGCUGGAGCGCGGCCUGGAGCGCCGCGUGCACCACCACCUGUCGCUGGUGUUCCGCGAGAUGCACCUGCUGCGCGAGGCGCACCACCAGUUCGACGCGCGGGCCGUCGCCCCCAGCGUCGGCAGCCCCGCGCUGCACCUGCUCCACGACCCUUCGGGCUUCUCCAGCCACAUCUCUGGGCCCGGCGCACACGCGCUGCCCGCCACCGGCAGCCGCCCCGCACUGGGGGCCAGCAGGCGACGCGGAAGGAGCGGCGGCCCGUCGUCCUGCUCUACUGCGGCGGCAGAAGACCACCACCAUCGCGUAUCGGAGGCGGAAGAGCCGUCCGCCUUGGCAAGCAGCGGCGAGAGCGCGUGGGCGGCGGCCGAGGUGGCCGUUGCCAUGGCGACCGCUGCGGGGGACGACGACCACGACGACGACGACGCGUGCCGCUUCUCGCCCGUCCAGUGGAGCCGCGACCGCUUUGACACGGUACGGACCAAGGGCAACUCAGAUUCCAUCAGCAACAACAGCGACGGCCUUCUGGACACAGCGCGCGCUCUCCAGGACGUCAACGCCGGCUCCAGAGAAGAUGCCGCAGUGGACAAGCUCAUUCAGGCCACGAGUUCCACCACAGCUGUUACCGAGGCUGUGGAGGCGGCGGAGGCGUGCGCGGCCAUGGCGGUGUUCCGCGAGCUGCAGCGCCAGUUCGAGUCUCUGGCGGACACGUUGCGCCAGCACGCCUUGGUGGCGGACGGCGUGCUGCGGCAGGCCGGCCAGUGGAAGCUGUCCGGGGGCGGCGUGCCGGGGGCCGAGGGCGAAGAGGAGCAGCGGCCGCCCUCGCAGCAGCAGCUGCUGCUGCACGAGGUGGCGCUCAUGCACUGCGAGACGCAGCGCACACAGGUGUUGCUGUUGCGGAGCGAGAGGGCACUGCAGCGCAUCGCCGACUCCCUGCCGCCCGCCCCCACGAUGGUGCGGCUGCCACCGUCGCCCCCGCUCCGCCGCCGGCGCCUCGGUCUAGACUGGUUCUCCACCAUCCUCAAGAGGCGCUUCUUGCGCCGCCAGUAGCCGCACGGGGUAGCAGCAGCCGCCUCCGCCUCCACCACCACCACAACUGUUCACCUCUGCAGGCGCUCCCUCACAGCACUGACAAAUCUCACUUUGCGGGAGAAGACAAAUCACCAUUCCAUCAAGUUGUGGCCCCGUUUAGUGACAGUCGGAACAUCUUUAACGUUGACAAAAAUACAUCAUCUUUCUGGGAAAAUGGAUUUGUAUAACUGCAAGACUUGGAAUCUUUUAGUGGCAACUUCGUCGCGACAGCAUGAUAUCGUGCAUUUUAGACUUGCUUUAGUGUGAAAUGUUUUAACU